Molecule: messenger RNA, 2088 nt
Organism: Penicillium taxi
Lineage: Eukaryota; Fungi; Ascomycota; Eurotiomycetes; Eurotiales; Aspergillaceae
Product: biotin--[acetyl-CoA-carboxylase] ligase BPL1
Exons: 4
Coding region: 1-2088 (695 amino acids)
Biological process (GO): protein modification process
Cellular component (GO): cytoplasm
Molecular function (GO): biotin--[biotin carboxyl-carrier protein] ligase activity
Source: RefSeq, a predicted model, not a curated record
AUGGCUACACCAACAGGCAACGAUGCCAAUAUCACGGGCAAGAAGCUCAAUGUUUUAGUCUAUUCCGGUUCGCUCACCAAAUCUGACUGGCUUCUCUGCCGUUCUCUGACCGACAAACCAUUCUCAGGAAACGGAACCACUGUAGACUCGGUCCGCCAUUGUAUCUACACCAUGCGCCGCCUGCUCGCCCCACGCUAUGCCGUCACACCGGUUACGGGCGAAAUGCUCCUCCACGAGCCGUGGACCGCUACAUGUGCCUUGUUGGUGAUCCCCGGCGGCGCUGAUCUGGGCUAUGCCCGCACACUCAAUGGUGCGGGCAACAGGCGUAUCACGCAGUUUGUUCGCCGUGGCGGGAAAUUCUUGGGAUUCUGCGCCGGUGGCUAUUACGGAAGCAAGCGAUGCGAAUUUGAGGUCGGUGACAAAACAAUGGAGGUUAUUGGGGAUCGAGAAUUGGCCUUCUACCCUGGAACAUGUCGCGGUUGCACGUUUCCAGGUUUCAUCUACCACAGCGAGGCAGGUGCGCGGGCGGCGGCAUUGGAUGUUUCCAAGGAUACCUUAAGCAUUGGGACUGUGCCUACUCAAUUCAACUCAUACUAUAAUGGCGGCGGUGUCUUUGUUGAUGCGCCUAAGUUUAAGGGUCAAGGGGUCGAGGUUCUUGCUAACUACGCUGAGAAACUCAAUGUUGAUCCUGGGGAGGGGCAGGCAGCUGUUGUCUACUGCAAAGUUGGCGAUGGCGCGGCUGUUCUGACGGGACCACACCCGGAGUUUGCAGCUGCCAAUCUCGACCCGAAGGCUAGACCUGAUUUCGCGGAAGUGAUAGAUGUCCUAGCUGCAGACGACAAAGCACGGACAGACUUUUUGAAGGCCUGCCUUUCCAAACUUGGUCUACAGGUGACUGAUGAAACAACGACCGUUCCCUCGCUGUCCUCUUUGCACAUUUCUGCUCUUAAUCCUGAGAAUGCAUUGGAGAUAUUGUCCCUUCUUGGACCAGUUCUGACGGAAGAAAACAACACCGAAUAUUUAAAGGCCGAAAAUGACACGUUCCGGAUCGAGAGACCAGGUACCUGGAACUUAGGUGAUUUAGAGGAAUCAUUGCCAGACAACGGUAUCAUUGACCACCAAACUGUUAUAAAGAGACUUGUAUUCCACGAUGAUCUCCCGUCUUCGAAGCUAACUCCAUACUUCAACCAUCAUUCUUUCUUUGCCAAUCUUCGCCAGUAUCAGUCCGAGUCUAGAGAAGGUGCAUCGCAGUAUGGCUCUAACCUGAUGUACGCCGAAGUCAUAACGAGCACCAAUACAAUUCUUGAAAAAAACACGAAGCUACUUUCUCGGCUUCCAAACGGCUUUGUUGCGACAGCAACUGUUCAAAUCGCCGGUCGUGGCCGAGGGUCAAACGUCUGGAUCUCACCAGCGGGCUCCCUGAUAUUCUCAACUGUAGUACAUCAUCCAAUUGAGAAGAUUCAGUCGGCACCCGUAGUGUUCAUCCAGUACCUAGCAGCCAUGGCUGUAGUGAAGGGUAUUCGAAGCUAUGCCAAAGGAUAUGACAAGGUUCCAGUCAAGAUGAAGUGGCCAAACGAUAUUUAUGCUCUGGAUCCAACAGACCCUGAGCAGAAGAAGUAUACCAAGAUUUGCGGUAUCCUGGUCAACUCCCAUUACAUGUCGAAUCAAUAUAUCUCUGUCGUGGGAAUCGGCCUCAACGCUACAAAUGCCUCACCCACAACAGCAAUUACAGCUCUAGCAGCGCGCUACGCCCCUGCCGGUGCAGCUGCAUCUCCAGUAACGCUUGAGAAGCUGCUAGCACGCAUUCUGACCACAUUCGAAGAAUUGUACACACGAUUUUUGCGUACUGGUUUUGACCGUGGCUUGGAGGCAGUAUACUAUGAAGAUUGGCUGCAUAUGCACCAGAUCGUUACCCUCGAAGAAGAAGGCGGUGCCCGCGCUCGUAUCCAGGGUAUCACGCGGGAUUAUGGUCUGCUGCUUGCUGAAGAGCUUGGACCUGCAGAUCGGCCGACUGGGCGUAUUUGGGAGUUGCAGAGCGAUAGCAAUAGCUUUGAUUUCUUCCGUGGAUUGGUGAAGCGGAAGGUCUAG